AUGUUUUGCACGCUCAGUGUGAGUAAUCUGUCUGUCUCUUCCCUCAGUACAGAGAAGCCCACACUGGUGGAGAGGAUAACUGAUGCUGUGAAGUCCUACAUGUACACACCAGAGGAAGUUUUCCGGUUUCCUCUGAAGCUGGCGAUAUCUGGAGUCGUGUCAUUUACUGCUCUGUUCUUCCUGUGUCUGCUGAUCGCUGUGUUUCCAUCAAUCCAUCCCAUCUUCCACGGACAGAACCUCAUGCUCUAGGUCCUGGGGAACAUGUGGCCGUUCUGGUUGAUGCUGUUCUCAGUUGUAGUGGUCCAACAUGUCACCACCAGGUUCUGCUUCAUUAAGAAGUCUACAGGGACACGGGACCUCCACAACAGGGGUAGUCUCUUCCUGCUGACCUACCUCUUGUUCCCCGUCAAUGUUCUGAUUGGCGUGGUGCUGGGGGUGUGGCGGCUGGUCAUCACGGCCCUGUUCAAUAUCGUCCACCUGGGACGCAUGGACAUCAGCCUCCUCAACCGCAAUGUAGAGACCUUUGACCCCGCCUAUCGUUGCUAUGCUCACUAUCUGAAGAUUGAAGUGAGUCAGAGUCACCCGGUGAUGAAGGCCUUCUGUGGGAUGAUGCUGCAGUGUGCCAGGCAGGACGGGGACGAAAAGAAAGCCCGAGACGCAGAGGAAGGCAUCCAGCUAGUCAAUCAGGAGAAGAAGCCGCAGCAUAAGGUCUCCAUCUCCAAACGGGCACGGGGCCACUGGCAGCUCCUCUACACCCUGGUCAACAACCCCUCGCUGGUGGGCUCCAGGAAGCACUUCCAGCGUCAGAGCAGCGAGAGCUUCUUCAACGGAACACUCAACUGGGCUGCAAAGGAGGGGAUCAAGAAGGAGGCAGGAAACAUGGAGGCAGGGAAGGAAACGGAGGCAGCGACUAACUGAGACUGAACCUAUCUCCCAGGCUUGGGGUCAAUUCCAUUCCAAUUCAGGAAGCAAACUGAAAUUUAAAGCCGCAUUAUGUCACUUUUUGGGUGAACUGACCUAAUUCCUGUAGAAUAGUGAGUCAUAGAUCUGUCAUUCGCAUUGAAAGCCAGUCUAAGAAGUGGUAGCUCUGUUCUGUGUGCUAUUUCUAUGCUUCCCGAUCUUAAGUUUUGGUUUUGUACACCAGCCUCAAACAAGAUUUUUGCUUCUUAAAGAUAUUUCACAGUGGUUUAGACGGUUUAGAUUUAUUAUGAUCCCCAUUAGCCGACGCAGAUGGAGACAGCUAGUCUUAAUGGGGUCUGAUACCAUGGAGACAGCUAGUCUAACUGUGGUGUGACAUAACGAUAAAGACAUUACAGACAAAAUAUUUUACAAUGUAUAUAAAUGUAAAACCCUUAACAUGUAGUGUGUGUGCAUCAGUUCCACGUCAGUACGUACCGUACACAACAGGUAGGUCACAUGGUUUAAUGCUUCUCUACUCUGCUUGUUUUGUCACUUUUAGUAACAAGGAAAUGGCAGAGCUCAUACUGCACCUUUUAAAAUACACAUUUCCUUCCAUUGCUUUUCAAUGAGGGAAAAUUGGAAUUAGAGUUGAAUUUUACUAGCAGAAUUGACUGAAUUGGAAUGGCCUUUGUUGGUGUAUGGAUGGCUCGUGGGCAGAUUAUAACUGGUGUAUGGAUGGCUCGUGGGCAGAUUAUAACUGGUGUAUGGAUGGCUCGUGGGCAGAUUAUAACUGGUGUAUGGAUGGCUCGUGGGCAGAUUAUAACUGGUGUAUGGAUGGCUCGUGGGCAGAUUAUAACUAUAGUAUUAUAUGUCCAUGCAUUGAUCUGACUGCAUUCGUUCAAGUAAGUGCACUUAGGGCCGUAGGUAUUCUGACUUGAGUUUUGUGCGCUUGCCUCUGUUUUUCAUGCAAUUUUCCCAUUGACUCCCAUUGAAUCAAUCAAUCAAUGAUCUCUGAUUUGUUUAGAAAAUGGAAGGAUUAGAUGUAAACGUGGUAGACCUUCUAGCUCAGUGCCUCGGGAAGUCUGUCUUCUGAGUGGCUACCUGUCUAGGGCUUGUGUCCUAAAUGGCACCUUAGUUAGUUCCUAUAUAGUGCACUACUUAUCAGCCCUGGUCCAAGGUAGUGCUACACAGUGGGAUCAACCUGGAUGUGUGUUGUCUGUCUCUUUGUUUGCUCUGACGCCCGGACAGAAUCUCUAGUCUAGCAGGAAAGGUAGCGUGGCGCUGAACUCUUCUCUGACCAUAGCCUGGAAGCCUAACUGAUMCACUCCAUUACACCACUGGAAACAGAACUUAUCAUCUUGGAAUCCAGGCUAGUUUGACCAUGUAUACGUGGGUUAGAAUGUGACUAUUUAUUAAUAUACAGACUGCUCUGUAAUGGAAGAUUAUAAAGUAGCUGUUAAUUUUCAAUGUUACACUGACUGGUGUAAAUAUCUAUUGUAUGCUGGAAGCCAAACUGAAUUGUUCCAAAACGGUACAAUUCUGUUCUGAUUCCAGGCUAAUAACUAAUAUCUAUGUUGAAAAUGUAUGAAAUUGCGAUUAAAACGUAGACAGAUGAAACUGUUUACUUGAACUCUUUGCUGUAGUUCACCUUGUACCUCUUAUAAAAUAUCUCUACUAUAAUUCCGCUGAUAAUGUUUUGGAUUGUUAUUUUUCUCAAUUUAUAGUUGUGAAAAUGUUAUUUCAAUGUUAUGUGUUCAGGAUCAUCUACUUAUUCUCUUUGUGUGUUGCAGCAUAAAGUGACARUGACUCRAGUAGCUUUUGAAUGAAAUAAAUAMAUUUAUGUAUGAUUAACAUGAAAUUAAAACGAAAGAUGACGAACGA
Salvelinus sp. IW2-2015 is the source of this 2781-nucleotide messenger RNA. Its product is annotated as receptor for retinol uptake stra6-like. Gene Ontology annotation, molecular function: signaling receptor activity; retinol transmembrane transporter activity. Gene Ontology annotation, biological process: vitamin A import into cell. The record is from RefSeq and is a predicted model, not a curated record. NCBI's taxonomy places the organism in Eukaryota, Metazoa, Chordata, Actinopteri, Salmoniformes, Salmonidae. Gene Ontology annotation, cellular component: plasma membrane.